AUGAACAACCCGAACAUGGUCAACAUGAACAUGGGCGGCCCAGUCGGUGCUCCCAUGCCCAUGAUGAAUAAUGGCGGGGUUGUGCCUCCUGGCGCCCAGCGACAGCUCCAAGUGAACGAGAACAACAGGACCCUGCUCAAUACCUACAUCUAUGAAUAUUUCCUCCGCUAUGGCAUGUACGACGCUGCGCGCGCCAUUCUCAACAGUGACUCUCAGGUCAAGGUACUAAAGGACAGCCCUAACGGACGUCGCGAUGAGAACGGAAACCUUCUCGGAAACGGGGCCGGCGAUGACCCGAUGGAUACGGAUUCCAAAGAGGACAUGGAGUCAAAACGCCCCGAGGAUCUUCCCGCUCCGAACGUGCCAAUGCCGCUACCCGACAGCUGCUUCCUGUACGAAUGGUUCUGUCUCUUCUGGGACAUGUUCAACGCGCAGAAGGGCAAGGGCGGCAGUGGACAAGUCAAUCAAUAUGUCAGCCACACACAGCAACAAUCACGUAUGAGACAAGCUCAUCAGCAGGAUAUGCUUCGCCAAAUGCGACCAGAGUUCACACAGCAGCAGUAUCAGCAGCAGAUGAUGCGCAACAUGCAGAACGGUGCUGCAAUGAAUCUCAACAUGAAGCAGGGUAACAACCUUCCUCGAACAGCCAUGGCAAACAGCCAGAACAACCCUCAAGCCAUGCAAAUGCUACAACAGAAGCAAGGUCAAAUGCAACGUGAUCCCUCCGACAUGGAUGGCAACCGUGCACGACCCGCAUCUCCGGGGUCUGGAGACAGCGUUCCCUCCCCCUCCAAGAGGCCGCGUCUAGAAGGAGCUCCUUUCAACCCUCAACAGGCCGGAAUGAUGCCCAACGGAAGGCCCGCUGGCCAGGGCAUGCCAGGGCAGCCAGUGGGCGCCCAGGCAGCCCAGGUGCAUCAAAUGCUGAUCCAGAACGGCAUUGAUCCGAGCCAGUUGAACCCCGAACAGUUCCAGACUUUCCAGAACCAGUCGCCAGCUGUCCAGCAGAAGACUAUUCAAACGUAUGCUCAGAACCUUCAGCAGCACCACGGUGCUCAGAUGGGCAACAAGCCGAUGCCAAACGCUGCUCCUGGACCUCAAGGACAGGGCUCGCCCAUGGUUCCUCAAGGACCCGAUGGCGCGGCGCUGAAUGCAUACUACAAUGCUGGUGAAAUGGCGGCUGCUGGUGCUAUGAGACCUGGUGCCCCUGGUGCCAAUCAGGCUGCCGGCGGCAGCAACCAUGCCCUCCAGGAUUAUCAGAUGCAGUUGAUGUUGCUAGAGCAGCAAAACAAGAAGAGGCUGAUGAUGGCUCGCCAGGAGCAGGACGGCAUGGCUAUGCCACGGGCUGAUGGGCAAGGCGGCCCUGCUGGCCCAGUUGGACCGAAUCCCCAAGGACCAAAUGGCCAGCCAUUCCAAGGCGCAUCGCCGCAAGGUCCCCGCGCAGGAGCCUCACCGAACCCAAGUGAGCAGAUGAAGCGUGCUGGCCAGAUGAACCCCGUCAAUAUGGGGUCUCCUCUGCCCGAAGGCGCUCAGUCACGAGGCUCUCCGAAUGCAAUCAACUUCAUGGGUGCCCAGAUGGAUCCAUCUACUGCGCCGCACUUCUUCAAGGAUAUGAACGGUAUGGGUGGAAAUAUGGCGGUGGCAGCACAGAUGAAUGGCAUGCGACCUCCUCACCCUGGGCAGCCUUUCAAUGGCCCAAUGAACCAGCAACAGAUGAUGGCAGCCCGGCAGCAGCAACAAGCGGCCGCGCAAGGCAAUCCUCAGAUGCAGUGGCAGCAAGCCGGACCUAAUGGACAGCAGAUGGCUGGUCCUCCAGGUCAGCAAGGUCCGCAGGUGCAGGGUACUCCGCAGCAGCGGUCCAUGCCUCCUCCAGCCCAACCGCAGGCUGCUGCUAAUGCUGCUGCUAAUGCCCGAAACACGUCGUCGCCGCAAGUCAGCACAGCUGCGCCGCCUACACCCUCACAGGGCAAUAAGGCUGCGCCAAAGAAGAAGGAGUCCAAGGCUGCGAAGGACAAGCGCGCCGCGACUCAGAAGAAGUCAAACUCCAACCUCAACGCAGGUGCAACUCCUGCUGCUGCCGAGGCAGCUCCGGAACAGGAGCCUCCUACACCAGCAACUCCCAUCACCCCUGUCAACCCACAGAGCUUCAACAAGGGUCAGAAUGCGGCUCCAGCACAAGUCAUUCCAAAUGGACAACCCGCCGCACCGGCACCCCCUGUUGCCGCUCCGAUGCCGCCGCAGCCGCAGCCCGAUCCUAACCAGAACAAUGCGUACGGUAUGGGCGAUGGUGGACUGGACUUUGGUUCAAUGGACUUCGCCAAUCCGCUUACGUCUACUGAUGUCCUCGACUCGUUCGAUUUUGACUCGUUCCUUCAUGAUAACGAAGGCGAUCCUGGCGCUUUUGACUUCAACGCUGGAGCUUUCGCCAUGGAGGGUGGUGAGAUCGGUGCGGAGUAG
Molecule: messenger RNA, 2454 nt
Organism: Phaeoacremonium minimum UCRPA7
Lineage: Eukaryota; Fungi; Ascomycota; Sordariomycetes; Togniniales; Togniniaceae
Product: putative som1 protein
Exons: 5
Coding region: 1-2454 (817 amino acids)
Molecular function (GO): protein binding
Source: RefSeq, a predicted model, not a curated record